This is a messenger RNA of Tauraco erythrolophus (red-crested turaco), 1821 nucleotides long. RefSeq names its product shugoshin 1 (gene SGO1). Gene Ontology annotation, cellular component: chromosome, centromeric region; nucleus. The record is from RefSeq and is a predicted model, not a curated record. Lineage: Eukaryota; Metazoa; Chordata; Aves; Musophagiformes; Musophagidae. Gene Ontology annotation, biological process: meiotic chromosome segregation.
AUGGCUGAACGCUUGAAAAAGCCCUUCAAAGACAGUCUGGAUGAUAUAAAAGAACGCAUGAAAGAGAAAAGAAAUCAAAAAUGGAUAAAGUUGGGUAAAACUAGCCAGAUCUCCACCAAGAAGUGCAAAAUAGCAACUAGUAGCUCCAUGCAUAUGAAGAGCAUCCAAGCAAACAACAAAGCUCUAGCUCAGGCUUUGCAAGAAGAAAAGCUCAAACUGAAGGAUGCCCAGGCUACCAUUCUUCAUUUAAGGAAAGAGUAUCAAGAUCUGAAGGUUCAGAUGUUUGACUUGCAAAGACAUCUGGGGUUCAAGGAAGCACAAGGACUUCUUGAGAAUCGACUGUCAGCCUUGAAUGAGAUCAUUUCAAAAGUUUCUCAGAAUUUAAUGGAAUCAAUUGAUCUCCUUGGCCCAGCAAAGAAUUUGUGCUCCAUAGGUGUAAAACGGAGAGUGCUUUCUUCAGUUCUUGAACAUAGUUCCAGUGUCAUAGGACAAAUAUGUUCAGUAAGACCUCUACAGUGUGCUGAUGGAGAUGAUCAAGUACUUCUAAGUGGGACGGAGGCUGAUAGUGACAGAAAUGAGCUGGCUCAUUCUCUGUCAGAGAUGCAUGAGAAAUCUGAUGAUGCCAUUUCCUUAAUCAAAGUAGUUCCAGACAGAGGACAAACAUCUGAUUGUCAUCUGGACAUCCUAGGGCCAGGCCUGGAAAACGUUUCUUCAAGUGGAGAGUAUGGAUUUGGUAAUGUGUUACCAAAAAGUGUGUCCACCAGGCGUCGCUAUUCAAAGAUGAGAGAUAAUGAUGAACUUUGCACUGGUGCCUUGGACCAUUCAGAAGCACCUGAUUCAACAAAAGAGCUUUCUAAACGGGAUGAAACUAGACUUGAGGAAAGUCUAGAGGAGUAUACUGUAGAAAACAUAAAUUCAGAUGUUUCUCAGUUGAAUGAAAACAAGUUAGGUUCAGAGCUGGUGUUGAGGCGGAGAGAUUCUGAAACUGCACAGUUCAACUUGAACAAUAAUUCUGAUCUUAAACAACGUGAUUGUAAAAGCGGAGAACAAUCUCAACUAAGGAAAGAGAAACAUCAGAAGGGAAAACUGGAAUUGCCUAAAAAUACUUCCAGACAAAGACCAAAAAAAAGACAGAGUAAAGAGGCUUCCAAAGAAAAGUUGGAUUUCUUGGGUGGCUCCAGUGAUGCUUAUGACUUUAAUCUUGAAGAGAGUGUCCAUCUUACACCUUUUCGACAAAAUAAGGUGAAUGACACAGAUACUGUUGUGGACGACAAAGACGACUUAUCUGAAACUAAUACCACUGACUCGAGUGAUAUUGAAGAAGAUUCAAAUGAUAGCCUCUAUGAGCCUUACAAGAGUAAAUCGAAAAAAAGGAAAAGUUCAGUGGACAAAGAUGCAUCGCCAGUCCAUGUAAGGCCAAGGUCUAAAAGAUGUUUGGCACAGCGUGAGCAGAAACUCCAUCAUGAAAAAGAGACUGAAAGCAAUAAAUCAAGUGACAAGUCUAUUAGGCAGCCUUCUGAGCCAUCUCGUGGUCGUCUUUGUGAUGUUACCAAUACCACUUCAUUGUUGCCCAGCACUGGGAAUGCGACUAUUACCCCAGAAGGUGAAGGACCACGAUCUCCAAAACGCAAGCGAAGCUGUACUCUUACUGUGAGCUAUAAAGAACCAAGUAUUGCAGGGAAACUCAGGAGAGGCGAUCCAUUUACAGAUACAAAUUUUCUUAAUUCUCCAAUUUUCAAGCAGAAAAAAGAUUCUAAACGCCAUUCUCUUAAGAAAGUACCUCUGUCAAAAUACAAUGAGAAAUUUGUUGGUUGUCGUUGA